AUGAAAGUACCACUCGAAAUACUGCGAUGGAUCUUGGAACUCGCUUCCGCUUCCUAUACCCGUCACGAGUUCUUUCAGCUGAGGCUUACCAGUCAUCUAAUCGACGAUGAGGUGUUGUCAACGUUCUUCACUGAUCACGGCCUGGUGUCAUUCCGAUUCGUUCCUUACCGCGACCCCGCCUUCAGUCGUGAACGUGUUCGCUAUCCUCGCUUCGACAGCGUUCCGUUGAACCUUCGCUACGCAUACUUCCAACAUCGUGUAAAAAGACAGGGCGCCAAACGUAGCCUAUUUGCACAUCUCUUCAUUCCGGUGUAUAAGGCUGAGCUCAAAAGGCUGGGGAUAUCAGAACAAGACCAUGCAGUUAGACGUAAGAAACUGGGAACCUGGAUAAGCUGGUGCAUGCACGAGUACUGGAAGGAGAGCUGGGUCGUUGCACACGCGAACUCAGCGGAUGGAGCGAAGCAUUUGCCACACUACGACGGGUAUACAGUGGAUGACGACCCCGAAACGCGCGUCGAGAACGAUCGCAAGUUCCUGAGGAUCUGUUGUGCCAUCGAUGUCGAAGAUGAAAACACGAUACUCGAGCUAUUUGCAGGCUUUCGCAGCAGCGUAGACGAUUUAAAUUACUGUUUUGGUACGACCCUUCUUGGCUUUGCAAUUUGUACCGGACGUCAAAACGUGCUCCGGCUACUCCUACGGUCAGUAAAAGACAUAAAACAGAAACGGCUGUACACAUACCUCUCUAUCGCCGUCCUCGAGGUCAGUCAGCGCAAGGACAUAAUCGACAUCUUGUUGAAUCACUGCACCCAGCACAUGAAAGAUAAAGCAGGAGGCAACGCCUUCCUCAGAAAAGACGUAGCAAGACGGAUCCUCGUUCAAGACCUCCUCAUCGCCGCCACCACAAAAGGCAACCAGCGCGUCUUCAAUGCUGUAUAUGAAUGGAUGGAGAGCAUACCGAACUUCUACGGUAAACUUUCCAUAUUCGAGGGAUUCUUUGCCCGAACACUCAAAGAUAAGACAUUUUGCAACUUCUUUCCCCCUCUUAAUACUCUAUCAACGAGUAGUAACAAAGCGCUGGGUACAUUAGCUAUAAUACCUGCGCAUCACUUCGGUGUAGCAUACCAGCGGCGCCUUCAAAGGAAGUUCACCCAUGUGGUCCGUGACGAAGGCUGGAUAUAUUCGUUUGGACUGUGA
Alternaria conjuncta is the source of this 1194-nucleotide messenger RNA. RefSeq lists its product as uncharacterized. Bases 1 to 1194 code for a protein of 397 amino acids. The transcript has 3 exons. The record is from RefSeq and is a predicted model, not a curated record. Lineage: Eukaryota; Fungi; Ascomycota; Dothideomycetes; Pleosporales; Pleosporaceae.